This is a messenger RNA of Rhinichthys klamathensis goyatoka, 2281 nucleotides long. RefSeq lists its product as uncharacterized. The coding region runs from base 62 to 2269 and encodes 735 amino acids. Lineage: Eukaryota; Metazoa; Chordata; Actinopteri; Cypriniformes; Leuciscidae. Gene Ontology annotation, cellular component: plasma membrane. The record is from RefSeq and is a predicted model, not a curated record. The transcript is spliced from 16 exons. Gene Ontology annotation, biological process: T cell receptor signaling pathway; protein localization to plasma membrane; integrin-mediated signaling pathway. Gene Ontology annotation, molecular function: protein binding.
UUUUCAAGAUAUUAUAAUGCUUAUAUAAUCUGCUCUUGCCCAAGAAGGAGACUGAACGACGAUGGAACAGGAAGCCUGCAGCAAUUUCAGAUCCAUAAGGGCCAAGUUUCAGGAAGAGCUCCAGGUGAGGAACAGACCUGUGCUUCCCGAGAAACCCAGACGCCUCCCAACAGCCGGCGUGGGCCGCUCUGGUCCGAUAACCAUGAGCUGGAGUUCAGCUGUGGAAACCAAGACCCCUAGUCUACCCCGGGCCAUUUUCAGAGAAGACCUGAAAACAGCCUCAGGAAGACGGCCUGUAUCUUUCCCAAGCUUUCCCAACACAACAUCUGAAGUCAGCAGGUCUGGUGAGGAUGGGCACAACAGGCAGUCGCUCAAAGUUCGGCAUUUGCCCCUCGUGUUGCCGCUUUCAAACGAGCCAACGCGUGAUUCCUCAGCUCCUUGUUCAAAGGGAAUCACAUCACCUCUCAAAUGCAUCCGGAAGCAAUUCCCUACACCUUUCAGCUUGACCAAAGUUUCAGCGUGUGGCAAAGAAAUGGGUAAAAAUGGUCUUAAAAGUACUCUUAGUAGUGUUGAGACCGGAGAGUCAAACCCGUGUGCGAGUCUCGAGCGCUCUGCUACUCCUUCCCCGAGCGACGGAUCGUCCCUGACGGACUCGUCUUCUGGGACGGGGAGUGUUAGCCACUUCUUUGACCAGCAUGUGUUGAGCACGCUAGAGAAAGCCAAGAGGAAGCUGUCCCACAAGAGCCUGCUGGUGUGUGGCCGACCCAAGGGCUUCUACAUCAGUAGACCCCCCGAGAGUCCUCCAUCUCCCGCUGACCGUCCAGAGACCUCCUCUCCUCUGAAGAGCAGCAGAGCGGCACACACCGCUGUGAUGGAGCUCGGCUCAGUCCUGCAGACCGGAAGACCACGCAAACCUCUCCCUGACCCCGCGUCCCUCGGGCCGGGGCCCUCGAAGCCGCCGCGACCCCCGCGUGUGGACCUCCACAGGCACAAGGCUGCACGACACGGCACUGGAGCGCUCACUGCUGAACCGGAGCCUGAGGUUUCUGCCCCCGCUGAUGCGCCACUAGAGGACACGAGUUUACCUCCUCCCGAAUUCCCCGAUUUUGACGUGUUUGCGGCAGAAGCGGCAGACAGCGACGCCAUCGACCUGGCAGCCCUGGAGCUGGAGGCCACAGAGUUCCCCGACUCCUUGCCAGAGGAACACAACGGCCCGGUCACAUUUUCCCCCGGGGACGCCGGCGCACAGGACACGCCGUCAGGAGACGCUCUCGCUCAGGCCACCAGCGCAGCCGUCUUGGCCACCUCUGACCUCAAGAUGAACGGAUCACACACUGAACACCAGCAACCAGUUUUUUCCAAGGAAAGGCGUUUGCAUGGGACAUUUGACAAUGUUUACGAGGAUGUGGAGACUGUUCCCAAAUUUUCUUUUGCUCAAAACUCGUUCAAGAGUAAAGCAGCUCCUAAAAACCCAUAUGCGGAUAACGGCCAUGUGAAAGAAGAGACUUGGAAGAAUAUAUGGCAUGUCCCUCAGUGGUCUAAUGCAGCUGAAGAUCACAACGGCCACAGUCAUCACGAAAGAAAGAAGAUGCUGAGCCCUGAACACCAGGAGGAUAAAGAGCUGAAGAAGAAGGAGAAGCAGCGUCUGGAGAAGGAGAAGAAAGAGCAGAAAGAGAAGGACAAAAAGAGAAACAUGUUGCACAAGAAAUUUAAAAUCACCGGACUGGAAGAGCCCAUGUAUCGCGCCCGAGUGCUGGCGGCCAGCAAACUCCGCAAAUACGACCUGCCCGUCAAAAGUGGGGAUCUCAUCAGCAUCAUCCGAACGGUCAACUGCCCCAAGGGCAAAUGGCUGGCCAGAGACGCCAACAACAAAUACGGCUACAUCUCCGUGAUGAAUGUGGAGUUGAACAUUAAGGAGAUGCUGGAGCUGGGGAAGAAGGCGUCGCAGGCCGCCGGACGAGGCCAGGCCGAUGGAGAUAACCUCAGCUUCAGCAGCAGGUCGUCUCAUCAGAAUCCGGUGUUCACCAGUAGCUUCACGGAUGACAGUGAAGAGUGGAUGUAUGAGGAUGACUCCUUGUCUCUCUCUGCUGAAAACGCGAGUCAGGUUAAAGCGGCCUCUAUGCCUGAGAUCUUCGAUAGCACCUCCUCUGCUCAUCAGACGUUCAGUGACUGGAGCAUUGAAGACGUCCACACACAAGAGGCAGAACACUUCCAGUUUGCAGACGUUGAUCUUCUGCCUCCUCCGGCACUUUACGCCGACUCUCUCUGAGCCUGUGGUGAG